This is a messenger RNA of Branchiostoma floridae (Florida lancelet), 2688 nucleotides long. Its product is annotated as reticulophagy regulator 3-like. The record is from RefSeq and is a predicted model, not a curated record. NCBI's taxonomy places the organism in Eukaryota, Metazoa, Chordata, Leptocardii, Amphioxiformes, Branchiostomatidae. The transcript has 8 exons. Bases 49 to 1608 code for a protein of 519 amino acids.
UUACGUCACAACAAAACAAAAACAGAGUUGCAAAGGCAGGACAGGAAGAUGGCGAACUCGGACUCGGAACCUUCCGAUCAACGCCCUCAACAGGGCGAGACAGACGACCCUGAGUAUGCAGAAGCCAUCGCAAGGAAGGAGAGGAUCCUUACGAAAAUACUGAACCCUUUUGAGACGGGAUUUCUGUAUUUUCAACGCGUUUUGGUGUGGGAGAAACCCACCCAUUCCGCUGUCUUGAUGUUCCUGGUGAAUGGCGCGUUUUGGCUCGCUACUUCGACGAAUUACCGGUUCUUUUUCCUGCUGGCAAUGUGUGCAAUGGUGGCGGUGUGUGCAGAGAUCUGGAGGAAUAGGAUCUGGCCCACCAUCCGCGUGGAAAAUCCGGAGGAAGACCAAGACAGCUGGGCUGUUGUACAUCCCCGACUCCUGAGCGCUCCAGAACUGGCUCACCACAUCGCUGAGGGCUGGGUCGCCUUCGCCUGGUCCUGCAAGAAACUCUGGGAGAUGAAGAAGAACUCACCUGGGAAGUUCACAGCGCUGGUGUGUGUGUCAUGUGGUGCCAUGGCUCUGGUGGGGAUCUACAUCCCUGGGGUCAUGAUCGCUUACAUCAUCGUGAUGAGCCUGCUGCUGUGGCCCUGUGUUGAGUACCACCGAGUUAUCCAGCGGAUCUACAACCGCUUCGAACCGCUCAUGAUGCAGCUGGACUACAGCAUGAAGACACGGCGGGGGCGAUCGGGGCGCAAGAAGAGAAAGAGGAUGCAUACUGAGAGGGUGUCCCUAGGCGUGGGCCAGUCAACCAGUCAUGCAACGGCUACGGCGGAGACCGACGACAGUGAAACAGACACGGAACUUGGACAGUUCAUUCCCAGAGACCCGGAGACGACAGCAGCCCUGGCGCGUGCGCUCACGGACUCCGAGAUGUCUGAGGAUGAAGCUUCCUCACUGGCACAGUUCUCACGCGCAGGGACACCCAGUAUAGCUGAAGACAACCACACAGACAACGAGGGGACUUUUAUGGAGGGUCUGUCGGAGUUCCCGUCCUUUAACGACCCUUCCAUGCUGGCGGAGGAAGAUGAGAACCUGGGGAUCCCACCAGGCAUGCAGGACAUCAGUCAGGAGGAACAGGAGAGCGAAGACUACCCCGCCGAGCACAUGAUGUUCGACCCUACACACUUCGACGGCGAGGAUGAGCCACCGCGCCCAACCGCCAGGCAAAGACACCGGCAGGGGCAGGCGCAAACAGACGUGAUCGAGAUGGCAAGGACGCAGAUUGUCAGGGAAGCGGCGACAACGGUGGUGCAGCAAACGCUGACAGCCCUGGGAAACAUGGCAACAAACUGGUUGGCAUCAGCCGCUAGUAGCACGGACGAUCAACCCUCAGGAGGCCGCGUGAACGCCACAAGCAGACAGGACAGUACUGCACAGCAGCAACCCAGGGUGAGGGAGCUCAGCCCUCACGUCAGAGGCCCCAAGAGAGAGACAGAGUUCUCCGAUUCGGAAAUAGAAGAUGACUUUGAGUUUCUGGACCAAGAAGACUUCGAGAGCUAUAAUGACCAGGCAGGGAAUUCACCAGAAGAUGCGAGUGGAAGUAGUGGAGGUAACAGGGCUUGACAGAACAAACAAUAGGAAAUGUGCUCUUUAACCUUCUCUCUCCUGGCAGCUGCUGUAUCCAGUGCAAAUGCAGAGGAUGGGCUUGCUUACAGCAUGGAGAAGGUUAAUAUGAAUUAAAAUUAUUGAUUAAUACUUCAGCAAUCAUAGGAAAAAUAGUCAGAUCUCAUGAAACAUUUGUGUGCUCAUUGUUAGUGUCCAGGUAGGAAGUAAGGAUUGGAGUUUUGGUUGGAGACUUCCACCGAAUGAUUUUUGGUCCUAUCGCCAGUAUGGGUGUAAUAUUACAUUGUGAUAGUUACAUCUUUAAUAAAGAUAGCUGUUUAAAACCUAUCAUUUCAAGUGCUGGUUCAGUUUGAAAAGAUGCAUACCUCACUAAUAACGAGUUUGUAUUGUAGUUUGUACAUGUAUCAAGGUUUAAACUUUGAACCUACCAAAUUGUGAUCUAUUAUUAAGGUUUGAACUUUAUUUUGAUAUACUUACCAACCAACUAUACUUUCCAGUUAUAUAAGUACAUGUACUUUUCAUUUCAAGAAAACCAAUUAUUUAACAAGAUAAUACAGUGAUACAUUUCCUCAAUGUUCUGUUAAGCUAGCAGUUAUUUGUGUGUACCAAAGGCAUAGAUGUCAUAUAUUGUACAGUGUAUAGGAAGAUGAAUAUGAUAGUAAGUGAUGGUGGAGAGAAGAAAGUGGAAUGUCACAAAAGAAAAUGUAAAUGUGUGCUUGCUGGUUGGUGUUUGAAAAGUGAGCUUGUAGCAAGCUCUUCUGUUAGUGUAAUCGUGAAAGACAGCUGAAAGCAGUGUUGAAUGUUGUCUUUUAAAAAGCUCUUUCUCAAUCCUUGAAACUAACCGUGCUUUCCUAAACAAAUCAUUAUACAGAUGGGCUCUUGUAAAAUGAAUGACGUCACAUAGAAAAUGAAUUUGUUCCUGCUUUGCCAGUCAUUCUGUAUUGAGAUUGUUAGAAAAUCUGUUCCAGUUGCCUUUUGAAAGAGAGAACACUAAGCCUGUAACCUGUAUACAUUGUUGUCAAAAAGUUCACAGAUCUCUUACAAACUAUGUCAACAUUUUUGGCACACCAUUGUUCAAUA